Molecule: messenger RNA, 1333 nt
Organism: Quercus robur (English oak)
Lineage: Eukaryota; Viridiplantae; Streptophyta; Magnoliopsida; Fagales; Fagaceae
Product: bZIP transcription factor 11-like
Exons: 1
Coding region: 564-1016 (150 amino acids)
Biological process (GO): positive regulation of DNA-templated transcription
Cellular component (GO): nucleus
Molecular function (GO): transcription cis-regulatory region binding; DNA-binding transcription factor activity
Source: RefSeq, a predicted model, not a curated record
UACCCCUCAGAACUUCCUCUUCUCCUCUCUUCUACCCCCUGUAAAAUCUGGGCCUCUCUCUUCUGGCUUUCUGAUUCUCUUCAGGUCUUCUAGAUUUAAAGCUCUGAAACUCUGCCAUUAGAGACCCAUAUCUCUCUACGAAAGAAGAUCACUCUCUCUCUCUCUCUCUCUCUCUUUCCUUCUGUAUCAAAUAUUUUUUGAUGCUUAAUAUCUUUUUCUUGAUGUUUGAGACACUAUGUCAUCUCCAGUAGUCAGUGAAAUCCUCACCCUCCGGCGCAGGACCCACUUAGUUCAGUCCUUCUCUGUUGCUUUCCUCUACUGGUUCUACGUUUUUUCAUGAACAAGCUCUCCUUCUUGUCUAGCUAGACCCCAUAACUAGGUCUUCUUAAUAUACAUAUUAUAUUUAAGUUAUUUUCAAAUAAUUAGCAUCUAGGUCCUGUGCUUUACUAUUAUCAAGCAUAACCCAGAUAGAUAAAUCUUGUUUUUCUUGAGCUUAAUAUUGAUAAUACUACUGGUGAUAACAAUAUAUCUUAAAAUAACUAUUUUUGUUAAGCAUACUAUAUAUGGCUUCUUCUAGUGGAGCUUCUACAGGGUCUGAAGGCGAUGAUCUCCAGCAAGUUAUGGAUCAAAGAAAGCGGAAGAGAAUGCUUUCAAAUCGUGAAUCGGCACGUCGAUCAAGGGUGCGCAAACAGAAGCACGUGGAUGAUCUGAUGGCCCAAGUGUGUCAGCUCACAAACGAGAACAGCCAAAUCCACACUACCAUGAACAUCACCCUCCAGCACUACAUGAACAUUGAGGCUGAGAACUCAGUUCUCAGAGCUCAGAUGGCUGAGCUCAGCCACAGAUUAGAGUCUCUCAGUGGGAUCAUCAAUUACAUAAACUCAACAACUGGUCUUUUUGAGAGUACAGAUCAACAGGGCACUCAGACCCAUGAUGAUAAUAGCUUCAUGAACCCAUGGAGUUCUAAUAUCUAUGUGAACCAGCCCAUAAUGGCCUCUGCAGACAUGUUUAUGUAAUAAUCCUUUUAGAUCAAUCUUGGUCUCCUAAAAUACUCAUAAUCUUGCUGAGUUGGUGUUGCUUGUGGUGCUUGUCCAGGUUUCUAAUAAGUGGACAAUAGUCUAUAUAUAUAUAGUAGUCUCUCAUGUCUUAUCCUUUUUCUUUUUCUUUUUCUUUUUCUUUUUUCUUUUUUAUGUGAAUUAGGUUCCUGCCUGUAAUGUCAAAGGCAAAAAAAAUAUUUUAGAGAGGAUUGUGAACGAUGUAAUUGGGUUCUUGGUCUGUAAUUGGGUUACUAUAUAUUGAUAAUGAUAUAUAAUUAAUAAUUGUGUUACUUUAA